Molecule: messenger RNA, 903 nt
Organism: Drosophila ananassae
Lineage: Eukaryota; Metazoa; Arthropoda; Insecta; Diptera; Drosophilidae
Product: UDP-N-acetylmuramoyl-L-alanyl-D-glutamate--2,6-diaminopimelate ligase-like
Exons: 3
Biological process (GO): biosynthetic process
Molecular function (GO): acid-amino acid ligase activity; ATP binding
Source: RefSeq, a predicted model, not a curated record
ACAGAAGCUUUAAGCCUUGGUAUCAUUCCAACGCGUGAUGCUGGAAUCUGUAUCUUCCACCCAAACCCUCAAGAAAUAUACAGCGAAAUAGUCAGCAGGUUUUAUCAAUUCAAACAGCCAAAAUAUGUUGCUGCUGUAACAGGCACAAAUGGCAAGACUUCAGUAGUAGAAUUUUGCCGCCAGAUCUGGCAAAACUCUGGCUAUAAUGCUGCGUCUAUUGGAACACUUGGAACAUGCAUCAAUAAUGGCAGAAAAGGUAAUAGCAACAGCCUUACCACUCCAGGUGCAGAAGACCUUUACGCAACAUUGCGUGGUAUAAGUGUAGAACACUUAGUGUUGGAAUCAUCAAGUCAUGGGAUUGAUCAAUACAGAAUCCAUGGAUUAAAGUUGAGUGCUGCAGCUUUUACUAAUUUCUCGCAAGAUCAUUUAGAUUACCAUAAAAGUCUUGGUGGAUAUUUAGAAACUAAAAAAAGGGAUUACGCUCAUACUCCAAGUGCGCUUAAACAAGCCCUAUUGUCUUUAAAAUGGCAUAUCAACAAAAAAAUAAUUCUAGUUUUUGGAUGCGGUGGAAAUCGCGAUCAGACGAAACGUUCAGAAAUGGGCAAAAUAGCACAAAUGUAUGCAGAUAAAGUAAUUGUUACAGAUGAUAAUUCGCGUGAUGAAGAUCCGGCAAAAAUUCGCCACGAUAUUUUGCUACAUUGCCCUGAUGCACUGGAGAUAGGAGGUAGGAGAGAAGCUAUAGAGAAAGGCGUAGAUAUUGCCUAUAACGAGGGUAUGAUUCUGCUAGUUGCAGGAAAGGGAAAUGAGAAAUUUCAAAUUAUAGGCAACCAAACUUUUGAAUUUAGCGAUGUUGAGGUUAUUAAAAAUCAUGCCUUAACAUACUGAUUUUCGCAAUGGGCUUAC